Lytechinus pictus (painted urchin) is the source of this 5144-nucleotide messenger RNA. Its product is annotated as LRP2-binding protein-like. Gene Ontology annotation, molecular function: protein binding. Bases 154 to 1233 code for a protein of 359 amino acids. Lineage: Eukaryota; Metazoa; Echinodermata; Echinoidea; Temnopleuroida; Toxopneustidae. The transcript has 8 exons. The record is from RefSeq and is a predicted model, not a curated record.
GCAUAUCGAUCACCACGACAACGAGACGCUCUCAAGCAUGAGGAGUCCGGGGAUAAAUUAUAAAUUAUCUCCUUUUUUCAAGACCAUAAUACAUACCUAGUAUUCCAUAGUAUAGUUCUGGUUUCAUAGAAGAAUAAAAAAAAACCCACAAAAAUGGAGCAUCACCUUACAAAGCAGAACACCCUUCCUGCAGAGCCCUUACCAGGAACAAAGAGCUUCCGUUCUGGUAGCGUGGGUAGCCUUGGUACAGAACUCACCGCUGGUACUAAGAGCUUGCACAUCUUGGAUGAUGCUGAACGAAAAGACAAGGAAGAGCAAGAACUGAAUGAGAAAGUGGAAGCACUCUUAUUGGACAAAGUCAAGAAGGGAGACCAAGUUGCUACCUUCCAGCUUGGUCAGUUUUACUUUGAACAGGAGAGAUACAAGGAGGCUAAGAAAUACUUCUAUGACAUCAGAGAGAAUGAUUUACAAGCACAGUACCAGCUGGGUAUUAUAUACUUUGAUGGACUGGGCACAGAUAAAGAUAUGAAAAGGGGUUUUGAGUAUAUGAAGGGUGUUGCAGACUCUGAUGCUAAAUGGGCCCAGCAUCUGAUCCCCUGUGCCCAGUACAACAUAGGACGUGCCUAUUUUGAAGGAUGCGGGAUGAAGCAGUCAGACAGGGAAGCAGAGAGGUAUUGGAUCUUAGCAGCGGAUGAUGGAAAUCCCAAAGCCAGCAUCAAAGCUCAAACAGCUCUCGGAAUGUUCUACUGCAGAGAUGAAACAAAAGAUCUGAAAAAGGCUUUCUUCUGGCAUUCAGAGGCAACAGGGAAUGGGAGCCUGGAAUCACAAGGUGCUCUUGGGAUUUUGUAUGCUACAGGCCAGGGUUGCAAGAAGGACGUAGACUCUGCGUUUGAAUGCUUAAAGGAAUCUGCUGAGCGAGGGAAUGUAUAUUCCAUGGGUCAUUUAGUAGCUCACUAUUACUCCACCAAACUCUAUACAAAGGCAGCAGAACUUGCUGCAAGAUUAUCACAGGUUGAUAACUUCCAGGAGAUAAGUAAAGCGACGGACUGUCUACCUGUGUUCCUAGCAAAGGGCGUGGCUAUGGGAUGCUUUUACUAUGCCAGGUGCCUCCAUCUUGGUCAUGGGGUCAAGAAAGAUAAAGAUCUGGCACAACACUACUACUCAAGAGCCUAUCAGUUUGAUGGUGGAACCACACAGAGAUUACAGAAUAUGGUUACGCAUGGACAGAUAUAAAGAUAAUUAGAUAGGGGAUGUCAUAUCUCAUAUGUAAAGCAUAUUCCAACUUUUCUGUUCCAUAUAAUCCACUUUUAAGCUUCUUUAGACAGUAAAAUAAGCAUUGAAAGUUAUUGGAUAUAUGUGUUUCAUUGUUUUAUUUUCUUUCUUUUCAAAGAUACUCUCACUUUCCAAGCAAAGACUUUUACAUUGUCAGUGCCUUAUACUCUACAUGUAGAUGUGAGAAUGGCAAACAAAAACAAAACAUAUGAACAAAUAUUAUAAAGAUUAAGUCAAUAAAUGAACAAAUUAGCAAUACCCAGUCCUAUGCACUUUCAUAUAAUAGAGCCUUAGGAACAAGUUUUUCAAAGAUGAAAUCAAAGAAGAAGUAAACUAAGCAAUAUAUGAACAUCUAUAUUCAAAGUGCCUAUUUAGCAAUGGUGUUAUUUACAGUUUUAAUGUAAAAUAUGGAAUGAUAUUAUAUCACAGCUUUGCUACACAAGUCUGAGAUAACACUUGGUAUUAUAUACAUUUGAUGUAAACUUGUCUUUUUACUAUUCAACAGCAAUAUCUGUUAUAUUAUGUAGUCUAUGUGGAUUCGCAAUCAGAGAUUGCAUUCAUCAUCUGGCUCUCUGAUUAACCCGAAAUUCUUGCUGCAGCUCUGAUCCAUUUACGUCAUAAUAGACAAUUUUUGGAAAAUACAUCAAGCGCGUUCUUCAUGCAAUCGACGCGUUAACACUAGCGCGUACAUUAAAUGAAUUACCUGAUUGCGCAACUUGUAAGCAGCGAGUGACGUCACUUUAGUGAAUAUACCGCCGCAAUUGACAAUACAACGCAGUUAUAUUCACUGAGGUGACGCCAAAACCUAGAAUAUAACAAAUGCGAUCCUUGCAGCUAUGGUCAUGUGAUGGUGUAUUGACCUAUCACUGAUUCAAAUGUACAUAACCUAUGUAAUAUAGAAUGAUCUUAUAUAUCAGCUAACAGCUUUGCUACACUAGUCUGAGAUAACACUUGGUAUUAUAUACAUUUGAUUCAAUACUGACAUUACAUGUACGGCAAUGCACAUCCAAAAUUGAAGAGCUUCUUUCCAAAGGGGUUCUAUUUUUCAUCAAAUUUCAGUUGUUUGCCUAACUAGCAGCUUGGGGAGAUAACAGCAAGGAAAUUUGAAAUUCCCAUGAAAAACUAUUUAGAAAUCGCCUAGAAAAUGUACUUUAUUUUCAAAAUUCCCUGCCCUUUGCAUUUAAAAUGCCUUUACAACCUAAAUACAAGCAAUUUAAGUUUCUUAUUUGUUGAUGAACGGGUAUUCAUAAACUGCAUUUAGUUUUGUGCCAUUCAAGCAUCUAGAUAUGUAUCAAAGUUUAUCUUAAUUGUUCAGAGAUUUUUUUUUUUGAGGGUGGGUAAUAUUUUCCCAACCUCCAAAGCUCCACCUUGAUAAAAAAAGAUACUCCUGGGAAAAAUUUCAUGAGAAGUUUUGGUCAGUGACGUUCACCAGCUAAUUUGCACUCAGCCAAUCAGAUGCAGUGAUUUGCAGUAGCUUAUAACAAUGAUAAAUAAGUGACACUUCUGGACUAUUUGGGCCUUUUCAGACGUGAAUCUUGAAUCUUCAUUGUAAUUAUGAUUGCAAUCGUCUUUAGAAUCAUCAGACCUUUCACAAGGAACAUUUGUACCGUAAUUUGAGUGAAACUUAACUGAAAUUCACCUGUGGAGUAGAAUUUGAAUUUGUGAUUCUAGUUUGGUUUCACACGUGCUAAAUUUGUCAUUAGCCUUAUUUUUCACAGGAAUCAUCAUUCAAAUAACAAUUUUUUUUUCCGUGUGAAAGGGCGGUUUGUUUCAUGAAAUGCCUUUCAGAUCUCAUUUCUGCCUGGCAGACUCGGCAUGCCUGACAUAUCAACUCAUUUGUUGGCAUUACAUGGUGUGUUUGUGAUCUCAGGGGAAAAAGCUACACUGAUGCUACCGUCUCUCAUUAUCUCCUUAGUGAUUGACAUUCAUUUUUAUGUGGAUGCAUGGUUUGAGUUUUCCUUUAAGAAAGUACCCUUUUUUCCAAAUCAUUUGAAUAAUGAAAUAUAUUUAGAUAUUUUAUUAAUAAAAUGUAAGUUAUCUGCAUCUGUUUCAUAUCAAGAAUCAACUUGCGUUUUGUUGAAUGGAACCUUUGAAAAAAGAAUCUUAUGAACUUCCCUAUUCAUAAAAACAACUUGGACUGUGUUCUUAUUUUACUCUUGAUUGUCUUGUGUUUGUGCAAAAAUUUGAAUUUCUGAAUUAUAAUAGCUAUUGAAUAUCAUAUGUUAUAAAUAUAUUCAAUAUGAAUACAUGUGAAUUUAUCAUGUUAUGAAAUAUUUCAGUAUGAUAGUGUAAAAACAAGCAAUAAUCUUGACGGUAUUUAUUUGAAGUUGAUGUAUAUGAAAGAGAAUUAAAGGGUAUUAUCUAUUUCUUCGCAAAUGUGAUUAAUGAACAGCACACAAUAUGUAACUUCCUCCUUUUUCAAAUAUAUCUUUUUACAGGAACUGUUUUAGCAGAACAUUAGGCUGUGGUGUUGCUACAUUUACCAGUUAACUUGAUUUUGAAAAUGAUAUUGAUCCAUCAUAUAGUGCACGGGUGAGUGCAUAUUAAAGGAGAAUGAAACUCUUGGAGCAAGUUAGCUUUUGUGAAAGCAGAAAAAUCAAAGAAUAAGAUCAACAAAAGUUUGAGUAAAAUAGGACUAGCAAUAGAAGAGUUAUGAGCAUUUGAAUGUCGAGAUCACUUAUGCUAUGGAGAUCCUCCCAUUGGCAAUGCGACCAAGAUCUAUGAUGUCACAGAUGAACAACUCUCCCUUUUGGACACUGAAAAUAUACCCCAAAACAUAUCUUUUUGCUCAUUCUAAUCAUAUGACAAACGAUUCAUCAAUGAUAUAAUGUUGUGAAACCUCUGUACUUGUCCUCUCACAAAGAGAACACCUCACCUUGUGAUAGACUCUAUAAAAGUGAGAAUAUUAGUGAAAUAAUUACUAAAGUAAUGAGGGAGUUGUACGUGUGUGACAUCACAGAUAUUGGUCGCAUUGCCAAUGGGAGGAACAACAUGGCAUUAGUGAUCUCAAUAUUCAAAUGCUCAUAAAUUUCUUAUUAUUCAUUCAAUCUUCCUCAAACUUUCAACAAUAUGUUUCUUUGAUUUUUCUCUUUGAUAUGGAUUCAGCUGGUUUUAAGGGUUUCAUUCUCCUUUAAACCAAAAAUGUCACUUUCCAAAAGUUUUAUGAUGGAUAUUGAGCCAGAGUUUUUGAGCUAUCCUAUAAAUAACCCCUUUCCAUCUUCCCUGACAUAUUUUCAUUUUCAUUUUUGACAUUUCAGUGAGCUCAAUUAAACGUUUUUCAUCUUUUAAAAAAAUUGUCAAUUUGAUAAAAUUAAUUGAUGUUUGGAGGCGAAAUCUAAAAAUGUAAAUUUUGUAAAUGACCUAGUUGUUUUCAUAAUUUCAAAACUGUGGAAACAUGAGACUGUUUAAAGAUAAACUAAUUUUCUGAAUGAAGAAAACAUUAUCUGUCAGUUUAGAAUAAGAAAUGAACCAUAUAACAUUUUGAAAAGUGGCAAUUUGAUUUCAAUGCAUGCUCACUCAUGCUAGACUCAAAUGAUCAAUGGGAUUUUCAAUUAGUCAAUAUUUGUAGAAGACUCCUGUAAAAUUGUUUUGCUCAAACCUGUAACGUAAAGUGGUUAUGAUACUUUUAUAAAAGGAAGAGUUAAUUUUUAUGUGUGUGUAUGUCUUAUGAGAACAAAAUUAUUGAAUAUGGAGGUAGACUUUAACAGAGUAAAAAUUUUAUGAAGUACCCAGUCCUAACACAACUAAUUGUACUUCAAACAUGCUUUGACUUGGAAAGAAUGGUAGAACAAAAUGUUGAAAAUAUAUUUUUUUGUAGCAUUGUAUAAAUUAAUCUGUACAUUAAAAGAUUCUGAUAACUUAUUGAAAAAUGA